Molecule: messenger RNA, 609 nt
Organism: Stereum hirsutum FP-91666 SS1
Lineage: Eukaryota; Fungi; Basidiomycota; Agaricomycetes; Russulales; Stereaceae
Exons: 4
Biological process (GO): endoplasmic reticulum to Golgi vesicle-mediated transport
Cellular component (GO): endoplasmic reticulum membrane
Source: RefSeq, a predicted model, not a curated record
AUGGCUCUCCGGAUUAGUGUCAUCAUUUGUGCUACGUCUUUUCUUCUCGGGCUCUUGUUUACUCAUUGGAUUGCGGACUCCCUCACACUGUGGAAAGGACCUGUGACAGAUGAACACCUUGCCACGGCAGCAUUGUACUACCACAUCCUCACUAAAGGGCCUUCAUUCUUCGGAUGGUUUGCAAACCUUGCCGUAGGCAUCACUGUACUCGGCGGAACCGCCAUCCUGUGGAGUCUGUUAGAUGGUGCUGCUGGGAACUUGAUGUUUGACGGUGGAAGUGCUUUCCUAUAUUGCACGGCAGUUGGUGUCUACAUCUACUCUGUCAUUCCCAACCUCCUGUCAAACUUCUCCACGUUAUCACCAUCAAUUUCCACCGCCUCUUUCCCGGAAGCACUAAAAGUGGCGACACUCGACCUCGCAUCAAAACAUCUGGUCUGCAGCGUCGCGCUCACAGGCGUGAUGGUUUUUCAAGCCGGUCGGUGGUGGGCGGAGCGGGAUGAUGAAGACGAGGAGGAAAGCUUGAGAGGAGAAGAGUCAAGGUCGGAUUCGAGAGCGGGAGAGCUUUCUUCUGAAGCGGUCACACCAGAGAUCCCAGAGAAGAUGUCGGUG